UAUUGCACAAUGUGAAGUUUUGAGCUAACUUCAUUCGACUGUUUGCAAAAAAUGAUUCUAUUUAUUGAGAUUAUUUGCUAACAAAUUUAAAAAGUAUUCUUUGUGAAUUUAAUUACAUGAAGACAUAAGUUAAAGCUAAAAUAUAAAAUUUAACUGUAAUAAAUGUUUGUAUACGACAACAUUGUGUAAUAUCUGUACAAAAGAAACGCCAAAAAAUGUCAAUAAAAUUCAGCGGACGUCUUUGGCGUGGAACAAUUUUAAAUGCAGUUAUUGCUCAACUAAAAACAUUUACUUUUAAACCUGUAAAGCAAAUAACUGUUCAAUUUGAUCCUUUUCAUGAAAAGGUUGAUCAUACAAGGAAUUUCUUACACUAUAUUUCAGCACCAAGGAUCUUAAGGACAAAUUUAUCCUGUUAUUUGAAAGCAAAUGUCGUUUGUGACCGCUCCGAACCUACGGUUACGUGUGAUUUAAUUAAUGGAGAAAAAGUUUUGUUCAAGUGCAACAAUUUAGACGUUGUGGAUAUUUUAAAACUCUACAAUAAACAUAUAUCUUCUCUGGCACCUCCAGAAGUUCCUGAGACUACAGGAGGAAUUGUCAAACUCAAGAAAAAAAAGAGGAAGAGGAGACCUAUUCCAAGCAGAAGAUAAACUUUUCAAAUAAAAUUUCGAUAAAAAUUUAUUUGUUAUUUGAUAUUUUGGAUUUGUCUCACGAAAGUUAGAAAAUUAAUUUAAAUAAGUGAUUAAAA
Molecule: messenger RNA, 745 nt
Organism: Chelonus insularis
Lineage: Eukaryota; Metazoa; Arthropoda; Insecta; Hymenoptera; Braconidae
Gene: mRpL53
Product: mitochondrial ribosomal protein L53
Exons: 3
Coding region: 216-647 (143 amino acids)
Cellular component (GO): mitochondrial large ribosomal subunit
Source: RefSeq, a predicted model, not a curated record